UUCGAAUGUGUGAAGGUGAUUAUUAGGAGCGACUGAUGAUUACAACGUGCAGUGAUUAAUUGUCUUGAUUUUCUCUCUGUUCGCUCGGAAAGUAAAGGAAUCGAGUUGUAAAGGUGCAACUGUAUUUUCGCUGAACGUUGCUGCAGCGAAUGUGGCGCGAAAAUGAACGUCGAUUCGAACGACUCAAGCGCGAGUGAUCGACACGCGUGACACGGAAUGAUAUCGACGUCGAUGGAAAGAGAAGAUACGAGGAUAAAAGUGCGAACGAACGAUCCGUGGCGAAUCAACGAACGCCGGAACAGUGAGAUCGGCGUGAAAACGUCAGUCACGAUCGUCCUGGACCGAAGACUAGUUUAAGAAUUUCGCUUUCCCGUUGAUAUAUGAUUCGCGAGUGCGUGAAUGGUUGCCUUUGUUUCAACGAUAUCUCGAAUUGCGGAUAUUCUCGUGAAUCAUGGCCGUUCGAAUGCACCGAUAUUUUUUAAUGUUUCGACGUCUCCUCCUUGUCUUGUUGGUUCUGUGGAAUCUGGACGCCGCGCACGCCGCCCGUGGAUUUAGACACAGCAUCAAGCACGGUUCGUCUGGACUGUAUGGCGGGAGCAAAAGCUUGAAGAAUAGUGGCCUCUUUCCAUCGACUUUUAACGUCGCCGCAAAGGCAAAUGUUUAUGUGAACGCAACCUGCGGUGAAGAGGGACCAGAGACAUUUUGCAAACCCUCCGAAUCAUCAAGAUGCGCGGUUUGCGACGCGAGGAGUCCCGAUCCCGGCAAAAGGCAUAAUAUUACCAACAUCCUGGACUCGAAUCCUGGAAGGUGGUGGCAGAGUCCCACGCUUGCAAGAGGGGACCAAUUCGAGUAUAUAACUAUAGUUUUGGAUCUUAAACAGGUGUAUCAGGUGGAAUACGUGAUAGUGAAAGCAGCGAAUUCACCACGACCGGCAGCUUGGAUUUUGGAGAGAUCCCUCGACGGUGAACACUUUCAACCAUGGCAGUAUUACGCGCCGAGCGACGAAGAAUGUUGGUCGCGGUAUUCCGCGCCGCCAGUUUCCGGAAAACCCGUUUACAUCGGUGACGACGAAGUCAUAUGCACCAGCCUUUACUCCAGACAAACGCCUAUGGAAAACGGAGAGAUCCAUACUCAUCUGGUGAACGGCAGACCUGGUGCCCUGAAUCACAGCACGACCCUUCAAGAAUUCACUAAAGCUAAAUACGUACGACUACGACUUCAGGGUCUUCGACGUAACGGGGAAGCGAUCGUGGACAAAAAACGAGCAUUUUACUCGAUAAAGGAAAUUAAUAUCGGUGGAAGAUGCUUGUGUUCCGGACACGCGGCUCGAUGUCGGUACAGCGUUCAGCAUGGGCGACCAGUUACGCGAAAGAUUGACAAGGUUCCAUUAAGAAGUGGUAUUGUUUCUCAGCAUCAAGAAUGCGAAUGCGAGCGCCACACGUGCGGUGAAAGAUGCGAAAAAUGCUGUCCCAUGUACAAUCAGAUUCCGUGGAAACCUGGCACAGCUGCGAAGGGCUUUCACUGUGAGAAAUGCAACUGCAAUGGACAUGCAACCUCAUGCAGAUAUGAUCAGGAAGUGGCCGAUGGAAGAAUGUCCAUGGACAUUCGUGGGAAAUUUCGUGGCGGUGGUGUCUGCAUUAAUUGCACAGAGCACACAGCUGGUAUUAAUUGUGAUAAGUGUCAAGAUGGAUAUUACAGGCCAAACGGUGUUGCCCCUGAUGCACCUGAACCAUGUUUACCAUGCAACUGCAACGUACAUGGUAGCACAGGGUACUGCACUCCCGAUGACUCCUUCACGCACAUGGGAAAGGUAGCAGGUGCGUGCGAUUGCAAACCUGGCUAUUCCGGCUACAAAUGCGACCAGUGCGCUGCUGGUUAUCGUCAGUUCCCCGACUGUAUGCCCUGCCCGUGCGAUUCCCGUGGGAUUCUUCCAUCUCACGACUGCGAAGGGGACUGUCUCUGCAAGGCAAACGUCGCAGGCGAAUUCUGCGACAAAUGCAAGCCGGGAUACUUCGCCCUGACUAAAGAGAAUCUCGACGGUUGCGUUCCGUGUUACUGUUUCGGAGUCAGCGACCGUUGCAGCGUAGCGAAACUGAGUUACUCCGCGGUGUCGUCUUUGGAAAAUUGGCUAGUCACCGACGUGAACGCAUCCCGUGCCAUUGUCCCCGUUUUGGACACGGAUAAUGGUUGGCUGACGGUGGCAGCCUUUGAGGUCGAGUACGAUAGUCCUUUCUGGUUGGCCCCGCCAAUUUAUUGCGGCAAUCGUCUCUCGUCUUACGGCAGCAAUAUUACUUACUCUGUCACCUGGGUCGUUAUGCGCGGUGACACCAGUGGAAAUCCAACCGCAGGACCCAACCUUAUUCUAGUUGGUAAUAACGGCAUGCGGAUAGCUUACGGCGAGGAACAAUAUAAUGGCCAGGAAGCGGAGAUCAGCGUUCCUCUGCGCGAAAACGGCUGGUAUCACGUACGCAGCGAGGUUCAAGAUAUUCCUACCAAAUUAAGGAGAACCGAAUUUCGAGGAGAUCCUGUUACGAGGGUACAAAUGCUGCGUGUUCUUGCAGAUUUGAAGUACCUAAUGAUAAGGGCGCAGUAUCACUCUGUCCAGAUCGAAGGAAGUCUCCAGUUUGCAGUGCUGUCGACAGGAGCAAUCUCGGCUAACGGAGAGAACAAUAGCUUAGUCGAGUUGUGCGAGUGUCCCGAAGGAUACACAGGACUCUCCUGCGAGGAUUGCGAGUGGGGAUACGUGAAAGUGUUAAAGAACGGGACGGAUCAUCGGGACCAACACAUGUGCGUCAAGUGCGAUUGCAAUGGACAUGCAAAUACUUGUGAUCUCGUGUUGGGAGAAUGUACGACUUGCGAGCACGAUACCGUGGGGCCUAAAUGUGACCGUUGCGCUCUCGGUUUCUAUGGUAUUGCCCUCAGGGGUACACCGAAUGAUUGCAAGAGAUGCGCCUGUCCACUUUUAAACGAGUCGAAUAACUUCAGUCCAAACUGCCAGCUCGACGAUCCUACCGAUAUCGAUAGUGGAUACGUUUGCACACAGUGCCCGAAAGGAUACACCGGCGACCAUUGUGAGAGCUGCGACAUAGGAUUUUUUGGAAAUCCUUUAAUCCCUGGUGACACUUGCGAGCCAUGCCUUUGCGGCGGAGGUCCUUGCGAUCAGGAAACAGGACGCUGCCUGGAGUGCCGUGGCAAUACAGAGGGCUGGAAAUGCGACAAAUGCAAGCAAGCUCAUUACGGAAAUGCGUUGGAACAGAACUGCUUACCUUGCGACUGCGACCCCCUCGGCAGCAAUUCCGUCGAAUGCGACGAGAGCGGCGGUCAGUGUCCCUGCAAGCCUUUGUUCGAGGGUCGUGACUGUUCCUCCUGUAUCGAAGGUUACGGGAACGUGACUGCAGGUUGCCGGGAAUGCGACUGCGACGUGGGUGCCCUCGACGAGGUCUGCGAUCCCGUAACCGGUGAAUGCAGGUGCGCGGACGGCGUCCUUGGCUUCCGGUGCGAUCGUUGCGACGUCGACCAUUACGGCUUGUCCGUGGGAGGCUGCAAAGUUGUGAGUUAA
Messenger RNA from Hylaeus anthracinus, 3559 nucleotides. Its product is annotated as laminin subunit alpha-1-like. The transcript has 15 exons. The coding region runs from base 452 to 3559 and encodes 1035 amino acids. The record is from RefSeq and is a predicted model, not a curated record. Lineage: Eukaryota; Metazoa; Arthropoda; Insecta; Hymenoptera; Colletidae.